Vidua chalybeata is the source of this 2250-nucleotide messenger RNA. RefSeq names its product MCL1 apoptosis regulator, BCL2 family member (gene MCL1). Gene Ontology annotation, molecular function: protein homodimerization activity; channel activity; protein heterodimerization activity. The transcript has 3 exons. The record is from RefSeq and is a predicted model, not a curated record. Gene Ontology annotation, biological process: intrinsic apoptotic signaling pathway in response to DNA damage; extrinsic apoptotic signaling pathway in absence of ligand; positive regulation of apoptotic process. The coding region runs from base 16 to 909 and encodes 297 amino acids. Gene Ontology annotation, cellular component: mitochondrial outer membrane. Lineage: Eukaryota; Metazoa; Chordata; Aves; Passeriformes; Viduidae.
CUCGCACCGGGCGCCAUGUUCGCCGUGAAGCCGAAAGCCGUCAUCGGCUUCAACCUCUACUGCGGCGGCUCCCCGGCGCUGGGCCCCGCCGGGCCGGGGCAGCGCCCGGAGCCCGCGGCCGCCGCGGAGCCGCCCCGGGAGCGCUCCGGGGCCGCCGCCGGCCGCGCCGACCCCCCCCGCGCGCUGAUUGGCCGAGGCGCGGCGCCCCGCGCGCUGAUUGGCUGCGGCGCGACUCUCUGGCGCCCCGAGGAGGAGCUGGACGGCUGCGAGCCCGAGCCCGAGCGCGGCCCCGCCGCGGACUCGCUGCCCGGGACCCCCCCGGGGCCUCCGGACGGGCUCCGCCAGGAGUCGCUGGAGCUCAUCAGCCGCUACCUGCGGGAGGUGGCGGGAGAGGCGCAGCCCAGCGCGAAGAAGCUUUUUCCGGGGCUCCUGGGUGGUCCCGGCCGGCCCGGCGCGGCGGGGGAUGCGGUGAUGGAGAAGGCGCUGGAGACGCUGCGGAGGGUCGGGGACGGCGUCAUGAGGAAACACGAGCUCGCCUUUCAAGGAAUGCUGCGGAAGCUGGAAAUCCAGCAGGAAGAAGACCUGCAGUCGGUGGUGGAGGUGGCUGCCCACGUGUUCAGCGACGGGGUGACCAACUGGGGCCGAGUGGUGACGCUCAUCGCCUUCGGAGCCUUCGUGGCCAAGCAUCUGAAGAGCAUCCAGCAGGAGCAGAGCAUCAGCUCCCUGGCUGGGAUCAUCACAGACGCCCUGGUCUCGUCCAAGAGGGAGUGGCUGGAGAGCCAGGGGGGCUGGGAGGGCUUUGUGGACUUCUUCCGAGUGGAGGACCUGGAGAGCAGCAUCCGGAACGUUCUGAUGGCGUUUGCAGGAGUGGCUGGCCUUGGGGCCAGCUUGGCCUACAUGAUCCGGUGAGGCUGGAGCUGCCCAGGACCAGGACUUUGGGAGGACUGGCUCCCCGGGGCUGCAGAGCUGCCUGCUCCCUCUGAAGCUGGACUUGAGUGACCCGAGGAGGAUCUGGAGCCAUCCCUGGAGCAGCUUGUUCCUGAGGAAGAGGAAGGUGUGAUCCCAGGUUGUGGCUGCUGAUGGAGGAUUUAUGGCUUUGGAAGAGUUUUUCCUCUGCUUCCCUCACCAGGCUGGUGCUGGGGAGCUCAAGUGGACUUUCUUCACUUUGAUCCCAGAGGGAACCAUCUGGGAGCUGCAGCAGCUCCUGCCUGGACUGAGGCCUCCUGGGCUGGGCGAGGCAGCUGAACCUGGAGCAGAUGUUUGAGGGUUGUGGUUGUGGUUUUUUUUUAAUUUUUUUUUUUCUGGAAAUAGCACCUUCUGCUGCUGCUGCUCUGCCUAAACUUGCAGCUCUGUUGUGCUGGAAAUGUGCCAGCCUGCACCUGCAGCCAGGUGCUGCCAGGGAGUGGCAGAGCUGUGCCAGACCCUCUGCCAUGGAGCUGGAGCCCUGCCCAGCCCCUUCCCUCCCUGUGGGGCAGGGGCUUGGAGGGGCUGGGGGUCUUUCCCCCAGCUGUGUCCUGGCCCCAAACAGCCUCUCCUGGCUGCACAGAGACAGCUCAGAAAUAGCGAGCGCAUUUGUAAUUAUGUAAAAAACCCCCCAGUGGGCUGGGGAGGAUGUAGAGAACCUGUAAAUGUCUAUAAAUCUGUAGAAUAUGUGCAUUUUUACAGAGCUGACGAUACAAAAAGGAGGAAUUCAUUCUCAGCGUGGGUGCCCUGUGCUUCAUUCCUCAUGGGAAGCAGCAUUUUUGUGGCAAAGCCUGGACUCCACUCCAGCCUUUCCCUCAAGUACUUGAGCAGCCCAGCCAGGGAGUGUGACAAGCAGCAGUGGCCUGGCUGUGACCACGGCUGGCUGGCAACAGCUGAUGUUUCUGUUUGUUUUUAAUCUUUUUUUGGUGGCUCUUGGAGGGGGUGGGGGAGCUGUGGAAGUCCAUUCUGGCCACUUCCUUCUCUUCCCUUCCUCCUGCUCCUCCAAGCCGUGAGCUGGACAGAGCUGAUGGUUGAAUGUAAAACCUUCUGGGGCUGCUUGUGGCUCACACCUGCAGCUCCUGCAGGUCCCUCAGGAUGCCUUUGAUGCCCAAGGGGCUCCUUGCCCACCCCUGGCUCUGGGGGGGCUGCGCUGGUGGGACAUCCUUGUCCCCAGGAUGUCACCUGGAGCCUGAGCCAGGCCCAGCUCAGCCGUGGUGCUACAGCCAGGCCCUGCUUGUGUGCAAAACAAGCUGUAGUUUGGUCAAUAAAUGUCUUUUGUUCUCCUUC